This is a messenger RNA of Kalmanozyma brasiliensis GHG001, 2379 nucleotides long. Its product is annotated as HeH/LEM domain protein. The record is from RefSeq and is a predicted model, not a curated record. Gene Ontology annotation, molecular function: chromatin binding. Bases 1 to 2379 code for a protein of 792 amino acids. Gene Ontology annotation, cellular component: nuclear inner membrane. The transcript has a single exon. NCBI's taxonomy places the organism in Eukaryota, Fungi, Basidiomycota, Ustilaginomycetes, Ustilaginales.
AUGGUCGAGCGCGACGAAUAUAUGCAAAAGGGCUUCGACCCAAACUCCCUCACCAUGCCGCAGCUGCGAAACAUCCUGGUCGAGCACGAGGUUCCCUUCAGCAGCGCAGCUAGGAAGGCCGAUCUUGUUGAACAUUUCAACACAGACGUUCUGCCCAAGACUGCGUCUCUGCGCAAGAAGAACGCCUCGAUCGUCGCCAGCUCCAGCGGAAUCAUCGACAUGCGCGACGACGCCGUGCCAGAGCAGACUCCAGCCAAACGCAAGCCAGGGCGUCCGAGAAAGAGCGAGGCUCCCACUCCGUCUGCUGCGACAUCCAAGACACCGGCCAAGGCCUCUGCCGCGACCGAUGCUAAGACGCGCACGCCAGCCCGCAAGAAAUCUUCUCUUGCCAACCAGGUCGCGACAUCCGGCGAAAGCGAACCCGAAACCGACCUCAAGGUGGUCAAGACAGAAGUCGAGGUGGUAGAGACGCCCGUCAAGCGCAAGCCAGGCCGUCCCCGUAAGACUGCCCCUGCCGUCGUGAUGACUCCCGCCAAGGACUCAGAACCUGAGGACGACACCUCGCCCCGCCGCGUCUCCUUUGAUCCAAACACAUCUCCACCUGCACCCGCCUCCAGCUCUCGAAAGGUCGGUCGCCUCAGCUAUGGCGCUGGCGCUAGAAGCGACGAUGACGGCACCUUCUCCGACAGCAACCCAUUCCAGUCCGGCACCGAAGCAUCUCCCGCACAAGGUGUCGCCGCCAAAGCAGCUGCUUCAGCACGCAAAGCGCGUCGCAAGACCACGGAUGGCACCUCGUCGUUGCGCAAGAAGACGUCGGCUUCGUCUCUCAAGGAGAACUCGCCUCCGAAGAAGUCUCAGAAAGCCAGUCCGGCCGCCAGUAGCACCCUGCGCAACUACAUGGAUAAGGCGGUGGCGUCGACGACCCCUCCUCGCAUCAUCGGCCGCGCGACUGGCACGACCUCGGCCCACUCAACGGGUGGCCAUGCUGCGGACGACGAAGCCACCGGUAGGAAUGCCGCUCACGGCGCCGACGCCGAGCCAGAGGACGACGAAUUCGACCUCGAAACAUUCACAUCUCCUUCUGCACUCGCCAAGAUGCGAACCAUUCGCCGACAGAAGGACAAGCAGCGUCGCCGGGAACAACGAUCGGGCAAGUCUCUGUCCGACUACCUCCUUCAUUCGAUCUACACUAUCGUCGCCGUCAGUGUGCUGGCUUGGGCCGUCUGGUACGCUCGCGAGUCGCGCGCUCUCGGUUUCUGCGACCCGGGCUCGGACACCAACUCGAUCGUCGAAGAUCGCCGCCUCACCGCGCUUGCAGUUGCGCAGGCCAACAAUGAGACGGUGGAAGACAUGACUCUUCUGCCGGCCCGUCUUCAGCCCACAUGCACGCCAUGCCCGGCGCACGCCGACUGCGCAUACGGCAAAGUGCUCGGCUGCUCUUCCGACGACUGGGUGCUGCAGCCUCACCUUUUCUCGCAAGUUCCCAUCGUCAAAGCUGUCCUUCCUCUGCACGUGACAGCGCCACGCUGCUACCCGGACACGCAGAAGCUCGUACUUGCCUCUGAGCUCGCGGGGUUCAUCUCGAACAUGCUCGCCGAGUUCAAGGGCGAGAUCGUCUGCGGGACGCAGAAGCCCCACGCCACGGUACGCACCUUGCCCAAGAAGAUCCUCGGAUCGGAAGGCAACCUGACCUACGCCAUCGCUGAGACGGCAGUCAAGCGCUCCAUGUCGGCCACUCGGGAUGUCCGCGUGGACGAGGACUACUUUGAGCAGAUCUGGUACAUGGCGCUGUUCGAGCUCACCGAUCCGCGCAGCAACGUCGUCCGCAUCCCCGUCUCCAACGGCACCAUCAGCGAAGGUGAAGGCACACGCUACUACCUCGCGGCCAAACAGCCUUCGCUCUCCCUCUCGUGUCGCUCGCGCCUUGCGCUCAAGGGGUGGGUCCUUCGCGCGCGUCUUUACUUUUUCCUCCUCCUCUCCGCCCUCUCGACCGCAUUCUACCUACGCCGUCGACUCGCCACCUCCCGCGCAGAAAGCGUCAAAGUCACCCUCCUCGUCCAGACAGCACUCGAAAAGCUCCAGGAACAGGAAUAUCUUCAUGGACGAGACCCCGUUCUCUACCCGGACGACUUUAUCCCUCUCUCGCAUCUCCGGGAUCACGUGUUGGCGGAGGAACACCAUGCGGGCACGCGGAAUCGGUUGUGGAAGAAGGUGGCCAAGGUGGUGGAGGAGAAUUCGAAUGUGCGGGUGAGGCAGGCGCAGAAGAAGGGGGAAUGGUUGAGGGUGUGGCAGUGGAUUGGGAUGGAGGGGUUUAGGGGGUAUGAGGGUGGGACGCCGGGGAGCAGGGUGGAGAGCGAGAGGGGGACGCCGGUUGCGUGA